CUUCGUUGUUAUGUAAAAAGAUAGAAUGACACAAUAAUAGUGCUCCCCGAAUGCACUUUGGGUCUUAAGCGAACAUAACCUAUGAAACGAAGAGAGAAGAACGAGAUCGCGCGAGGAAAUUUAAGUCUGCUUUAAAUCGAAAACAUGGGUGAACGCUACAACAUCCAUAGUCAGUUGGAGCAUCUACAAUCCAAGUACAUCGGUACGGGACAUGCAGACACAACCAAGUUCGAAUGGCUGGUGAAUCAGCACAGGGAUUCCUGUAGUUCAUAUAUGGGCCACUACGAUUUGCUAAAUUUCUUUGCGAUUGCUGAGAACGAAGCCAAGGCACGAGUUAGAUUCAAUCUUAUGGAGAAAAUGCUGCAACCCUGUGGACCACCGCCCGAAAAGCCGGAAGAUUAAAUUGCGCGUUCUUGAACAUUUUUCUUGUGUAAUAAAAACUUUUAAUUCCCGAAAGUAGAAAUAAUAUAAACUUUUUGUUUUUUUAUCAGAUGUUUCAAGAAAAAUUAAUAAACUUAAGUGGAUUUUGUUAGUAUUUGUGACUAUAUUAUAAUUUUAUUUUGCAUAAUCGCUAUAUAACCUUAAUUGUGCUUACGUUCAUGAAGAUCUAUAUGUAUAGAACACGUGUUUUUUGCAAUCUUGCAUUAUUAAAGAAAUUAUCUUAUAACGA
Molecule: messenger RNA, 670 nt
Organism: Atta colombica
Lineage: Eukaryota; Metazoa; Arthropoda; Insecta; Hymenoptera; Formicidae
Gene: Sf3b5
Product: probable splicing factor 3B subunit 5
Exons: 2
Coding region: 145-402 (85 amino acids)
Biological process (GO): mRNA splicing, via spliceosome
Cellular component (GO): U2 snRNP; precatalytic spliceosome
Source: RefSeq, a predicted model, not a curated record